Molecule: messenger RNA, 2613 nt
Organism: Maudiozyma barnettii
Lineage: Eukaryota; Fungi; Ascomycota; Saccharomycetes; Saccharomycetales; Saccharomycetaceae
Gene: FAR1
Product: cyclin-dependent protein serine/threonine kinase inhibiting protein FAR1
Exons: 1
Coding region: 1-2613 (870 amino acids)
Source: RefSeq, a predicted model, not a curated record
AUGGAUAGAAAUCAACAAAGUGCCAAUAUUCAGACUCCACCGAGGUUUCGUUCUUCUAAGAAAUUACAUACGCCGCCAAGUGCAGGAUCAACGACACCCAGGCAUACUCCGGGGAAAUUUCUGAGAGCCAUCUCAGGGAAGGUCUUUCGAAAGUCCAUAGAUGGGAAACAAGUCGAAGAAUCAGGUGCGUUAGGGCAAUUUGUACCAAACGAAUCAAAGCCUAUUAUGGGUAAGAGAUCGAAGAUUCCAAAACCAUUGGUAUUGGGAUCUCCUAUGUCAAUGCCACCUAGUGCUAAGAAAUUUUCCCAUAUAUCACUAAAGUCAGAGAAUGAUGUGGUGAUGCAACAAUUACAAUCGCCCAUUGGAUUUUCACCAAGAAUUCCACCUUCAAUGAAAUCGGCAAAAUCCAACCGUAGAAAUCUAACAAAUACAUUAUUGAUUGAAUCAUUAUCUGAGCUUUCUGAAUUACCUCAGAACAAAGAAGAUAAAGUUGUAAUAUGGGCAGACGACGAUGAUGACGACGAUGGACAAGAUAUUAUGUCACCGUUGUAUUACAAAAAGAACAAUCCGCGAAAGAGAGUUACUAGUGCAAUGGGUUUAAAAAAAUAUGUUGAAGAAAAAUGUGUCAUUUGUGAAGAGAAAGUAAGUAAUAGUUUUCAAGGUGAAAAGAUAAUCGAACUUGAUUGUGGACAUGCAAGUCAUUAUAAAUGUUACUAUAUGGCUAUGGAAAUGCUAUAUGGGACAGAAAAACUACCAGAAUGUGAUGUUUGUUUGGAAGACGCCAGGCCAACUGAUAAAGAGACUCUUAUCGAUAUUGAAUCUAAAAUUUUAAGGAGGACGCAAGAAGAAAAAGAAGACGAUGUGGAACUAGAAUCUGAAGAUAAAUGUGAUGGUACAACUAUUGCGCAAUGGCUCCCAUUACACUCCGCCAGAGGACAUAUGCAUAGUGACCGAUUAUCAUUAGUCACUCCAUUGGAACAAAUAGUAGUUUCCGAACAAGUUGGUUCUGAUGGAUUUAGGACGCCGAUAGUAAAAACCGAAGCACAAGAGUUGUCCCUUAUGUCAGGAAAUGUCUUUAUCGACGAGUUUGAUAAUGAUCAAAUCUACCAAGAGAUUCUAAAAUUAACAGAAGAAUUAGACAGUGGAACAUACGACGGGAGCAGUGCAUUUGAUGUCAAUAUAGGAAACCCUAUUGUUACCCUAGAGAAUAUAACUACUAGUGACGUCAAUUAUAAAUCACCACAACAGAUUAUGAAAGUCGAAAUCGAAAUUCCAAUGAAUGAUUCUGAGACCACACCAUUGAGAACUAAGAAUCCUGACAUUCUAUCAAACAAUAAGUUGAAAGAUGAUAAUAUCAGAGCUUCUCUAACUGAACAUAUUUGUUCUCAAUAUUCAGGUCUUCAAAAUUUUAACGUGGAACACCCAGAGUCCCAUCUAUUGAUGUUUGAUGAGGUAAUAUAUUCAUCAGAAGGGGAGCAUUGGUUUCAAAACACGGUAUUGUAUUAUUUCGAUGACCUUUUAAUUCUGAUGAACGUAUCCAAAGAUAGUAUAAGUGGUAAGAUUCCAACAGAUCAAAUAUCCUCAAUAACAAAGCUGAAUGAGAAGCAUGGUUUACUGAUUUGCCUGAAAAGUACAACUUUACCUGAAAUAUAUUUACAAUUUAGCAAUAAUAUGCUAUUGAACAAAUGGGAAUACUAUUUAUCACAUUUAGAUGAGAAACCACCAUUACAUCAUGAUUGUAUCAGUAACACAAUGUUCAAUACGUUACCUAAGACUUUAACGAAACAAAUAACAGAACUAGAUCUGGGUUCUAUUUUUGCAUUACCCUGGGAAAAGACAACUAAUGAAACACCCUGCCGUGUUAUCCUUUGCCUAGGUUUAUCGCCACCAUCCGAGGGUCAAGCGGAAGAUGGGAGUUAUUUGAAACAACUUUGUAAUAUAAUCAAUACAUUACGUCAAUCUCUUAAUCAAAAUGACCUACUUGGAAUAGUUUUUGCUGGUAAAGAUGGUACUGGUGCCGUGGAUUCAAUGUUCGGCACUUUUGUUGGUACCAUGUCCGUGAGUUGGUCAGGUUGGGAUGAUGUAAUAGGGGAUCUAUCUACUGUACCUCCAGGUGUAUUUCUAACUCCAGAGAGAGAACAAAUUGCGAUGCUUACUACUUGUUGCCGUUUGGCUAGUACUGUUGUUGAAAGUAACCCUGAGAGGCCAGCCUAUUAUAAUCGUGUAAUACUAGUACAAGAUAUACCGACACUGGAAGACGCAGGUUCUGCGAGAAUAGCAGAGAAAUAUAAGGUCCGCUUAGAGACCACUUAUAAUUUUGAAGUAUCGACAGUUCCGUGGUUAGAAGAAGAUACUUCUGAACUUCUGGAACAACAGGUCCAAGAUUGUCACUUGAAAAAUAUGCACAACCUAAUAGUAAAACUUGGUUCCACGACGACCAUUUUAGAAUUGAACUACGGGAGUAUGGGAUCUGGUUCAACAAAGAUCAUGGACCACACAUACGAUGGUACGCUUACACAGGAUACAUUACGUUCCCGCGUGUGCGACGUGACCUGGUACGACAUUAGACUCCGGGAACUAGUGUCCAGAAGCGUUCCGGUUAACCAUAAAUAA